AUGUCUCGACCCCUCAUCCAACGAGACUGGCUAGAUUCACACACUCCAUCCGAAGAGAAUCCGCCCGAAAUAAUGCCAUUUCGGCGAGCUUCGAUCUCUUCUGCCUCCGCCGCCUCAGCACGUCGUCUUGUGCCACCACCACUCUUCCCUCACAUGUUAGCCCCAGCUACCGUCACCUCAGCUGCGGUCGCUAUGGCUUCCGGGGUAGACAACCAACGGGACAUAAUCCAGACAGACAAUCAAGAAGCAGGCAGCCUGUCUGAGGUGGGUUUCGUGAGUUCUGCUACCCAGCGCCAGGUACAAAAUGGCUUCUUUCUACUUUCAUAUCUCCAAGACAUUCUCUCCUGUCGAUCUUUAAGGCAUAGAUUUCUCCGAAAAACCGAACCCUUUCAUUCCCUUUCUCCAGCCCUUGUUUUUUACUGA
This is a messenger RNA of Protopolystoma xenopodis, 423 nucleotides long. The record is from the annotation of a GenBank genome assembly. Lineage: Eukaryota; Metazoa; Platyhelminthes; Monogenea; Polystomatidea; Polystomatidae.